CCUCCGCCCCUCCCAGAAGAUGUAGACGCGUUUGCGUACUGAAGCUGCCGUUUCGUUAGAAACGCCGGGAUGAAGGGAGCGUCAUGUGGGGACGGCGACAAGGGGAGUUAUUUUUUUUUAAAAGGUUGUGCAACAUAAUCCAUCGCAGGCAGCAGAGAAUUUGAUGCAACCUCGGAGACAAAGAAACACCAAACGUGACUGGUGUGCAGCUCAGAGCUGAAAUAAGAGGCUUUAGGAGGCUCGUGGUCGGCUCAACGUCACCACGCUUUUACCGUUUUUUCACGCGCAAAGCUGCCACAGAAAAACUUUUGCAGACAUUUCUGCGCUCACCUUUUUAUUUAACUUUCUGCUGUAUCUUGAUUGAUGAUCAAAUGUCUCGCCCCGUGCUGGAUCUAAGCCUUUAACUGUUUCUUACCAAAUAUAGCCACUGUUAAUGCUGGAGUGUCCUUGACGGAGCGGAGCGGUCCUAGAUUGGAUAUUUGCAGCGCUGCCAAAGUUUAUAAUUAAUACUCAGUUCCAUUUGAGUCAUUAGGGUUUUUUUAACCAACACAUCUUGUCUAAUUUGCAGAUCGGACACUUGAAUCAGUUGGUGUGUUGUUGUAGAAGCUGGCGCGGUUCUUCUCAUAUUUUCUGCCUAUUGUGAGCUGCAGCAUGUUGAUUUUUAACGCUCUGUAGCCAAUGACUGCUCUCAACAGAAGCCAUUUUUAAGUCUUUGAUUUAGAAGCCAGUCUUGACUGAGUCACCGAGCACGAGCUGGAGCUGGGCUGCAGCUUUAACCUGUGUACAUAACAAUUUUAGCACACUUUCUUUUUUUUUUAUUCUCAAACCUCCAACAAUGGCUUUUUGUGCGUCCGGCUCUGGGCGCGGUGGAUGUGCCAUGGCUCGGUUUUUCCUCACCGCCUGUGUAUUGGCGGUGGGCUGGGCUGGAGCUGAAGAUCAGCAGGCCAAGCCGACCGGGGAGAGCCCACCGGCGGUCACCCUGCGUACUCUGAUCACCGGAACCUGCCAGGAGAUCCAGCGGUACGCGGAGUCAGUGUUGGGAAGCGGCGUGAUGCGGUCAGCUGCUGAGAGUGCAGUGUUGUUUCUUGAGUCACUGCUUGGUCAGGAGAACGUCUAUACCGUGGCCAUGUUUUUGGAGAUGGUGAUCAGAUUCCUGGCUGAAGGAGCUGCCAGCGGCCUGAACGUCAUCGCUGUUUACGUCACAGAGAUCCUCAGGGUCACAGGAUUCGAUGUUGCACAGACGUUGCCCCGCUUCACUCCAGAGGGCGUAGCCGCCAUUGCCCAGUGGGGUCUGGUGGCCCUCAUUGGUUACUGGGUGCUAACCAUCGUUCUCCGUCUGUUGAUUGGCGCGGUGAGGCGGAUGUUCUGGGUGAUGAAAACCGUAUUGGCGCUCUGGCUUUUCGGACUGAUUGUGAUUGACAAGAAUGCCACUACAGACACCACGGCGGUUCGGCUGGCCGGCCUGGUGCUGGGAUGCGUCCUGUUGACUCUGCUCACUUCUGGCUCUGAGAAGACUUUUGCAGUGGAACACCGGCUGAGCUGCCUGGAGGGCCGGCUGAAGGCAGUGGAGAAGAGGAAAGGGGAAUAGUGACCGGAGAGGGUGGAGGGGAACAGAAUUAAGAUGGACAAAGGUGAUGGUAAUGUUGGUUAAGAAAAUAGUAACAAUGAUGGUUUCUGUGUGUAAAACUAUUAUGGGAAAUAAAGUAAUCUCUGGGAUUUUUAAACAGAAAUGCUCUUUUUUUUUUCUUUGCCUUCAGAAAAUGCCAAAAUAAUGAUACUAUGUUAAUAACUGUAAUCACUGACAAUUCCACAAGUCAAAUCAUCUUUCUGUAUUGUCUUUUCCACAAUUGCAUACGAAUAAAAAUGAAGGCUAAUUUUUAUAUAA
Molecule: messenger RNA, 1885 nt
Organism: Siniperca chuatsi (mandarin fish)
Lineage: Eukaryota; Metazoa; Chordata; Actinopteri; Centrarchiformes; Sinipercidae
Product: transmembrane protein 109-like
Exons: 4
Coding region: 836-1588 (250 amino acids)
Biological process (GO): intrinsic apoptotic signaling pathway in response to DNA damage by p53 class mediator; cellular response to gamma radiation
Source: RefSeq, a predicted model, not a curated record